Messenger RNA from Raphanus sativus (radish), 4141 nucleotides. Its product is annotated as disease resistance protein TAO1-like. Gene Ontology annotation, molecular function: ATP hydrolysis activity; protein binding; ADP binding. Lineage: Eukaryota; Viridiplantae; Streptophyta; Magnoliopsida; Brassicales; Brassicaceae. Gene Ontology annotation, biological process: defense response; signal transduction. The transcript has 4 exons. The coding region runs from base 123 to 3350 and encodes 1075 amino acids. The record is from RefSeq and is a predicted model, not a curated record.
GUUAAAUAUGAUAAUCAGAUGGCCGCCCAUUUUUAAAGUCAACGUUUGCUCAUUAGAUAUACAAGUAAAUCAUUACUCUCUUGAUCUGGUAAAAUCUCUGUGAUCUAUACAUCUUCUCUCUAAUGGAUCUUAACCUUCUCCUUGUGACAGUUGCUGCUACCAUCUUUACGCUUUUGUUUUGUAUAAUCUUUUCUUUUGUGUAUGGAAAGUUCAGAGUCCAAAAUAACAAAAUAAUAAUUGCUUCUUCAUCAUCUCCACCAUCUCCCAAGUCAACUUUGCCUCGUAACUCCAUACACGAUGUCUUCCCGAGCUUCCACGGAGCAGAUGUCCGUAAAUCCUUUCUCAGUCAUCUUCUCAAGGAGUUUGGGAGCAAAGGAAUCAACCUGUUCAUUGAUAACGACAUCACUAGAGGAGAGUUGAUCGGCCCUGAGCUCAAGAAGGCGAUCCAAGGAUCAAGAAUCGCUAUCGUGUUGCUCUCGAAAAGAUACGCUUCUUCGUCUUGGUGUCUUGACGAGUUAGUGGAGAUUAUGAAGUGUAAAGAAGAGAUAGGUCAAACGGUGAUGUCCGUUUUCUAUGAAGUGGAUCCAAGUGAUGUCAAGAAGCAGGCCGGUGAGUUUGGGAAAGUCUUUAAAAAAACUUGUAAAGGUAAAACAAACGAGGUUACUAGGAAAUGGAGUCAAGCUUUGGCACAAGUGGCCACACUCGCUGGUUACCAUUCAAAGAACUGGGAUAAUGACGCAAAAAUGAUAGAAGAUGUUGCCACUGAUGUUGGAAAGAAGUUGUUUAACUCCACGCCGCCAAGAGAUUUCGACGAAUUCAUUGGGAUGGAAGCUCAUAUGAACAAGAUUUCACGGGUUUUACGCACAGAUUUGGAUGAAGUGAGGAUGAUAGGGAUUUGGGGGCCGGCUGGGAUUGGCAAGACCACCAUUGCUAGGUGUCUGUUUAAUCAACUAUCACAUACUUUUCAAUACAGCACCUUUCUGAUGAAUGUCAAAGCAAUGUAUACGCCACCAAUUUGUUCAGACGACCACAAUGUGAAGUUGCUUUUGCAGCAAAAGCUUUUGUCUCAACUACUCAACCAGAAGGAGGAGAAUUUCAAAAUUUCUCACUUGGGAGUUGCACAAGAAAGACUGAACGAUAAGAAAGUUCUUGUUGUUCUUGAUGAUGUUGAUCGGUUAGUACAACUAGAAGCAAUGGCCAAAGAAACUCGGUGGUUUGGUCAUGGAAGUCGAAUUAUCAUUACAACCCAAGAUCGAAAGAUUCUGAAGGCACAUGGGAUCACUGAUAUUUACAAGGUUGAUUUUCCAUCAACUUGUGAGGCUAUUCAAAUGUUUUGUAUGUAUGCUUUUGGUCAAAAAUUCCCUAAAGAUGGUUUUGAGAACCUUGUAUGGGAAGUUACAAGACUCGCCGGUAGACUCCCUUUGGGGCUAAGGGUUAUGGGAUCUUAUUUUCGUGGAAUGUCCAAGAAGGAGUGGGAAAACGCACUACCAGAGCUAUGGAUGUGCCUUGAUGGAGAAAUUGAGAGCAUUUUGAUGUUCGGUUAUAGCGAAUUAUCUCAUGAAAAUAAAGAUUUGUUUCUUCAUAUAGCUUGCUUUUUCAACCUUGAAAGGAUGGAGAAAGUGAUAGAGCACCUUUCAAAGAGAUUUUCUGAUGUGAGGCGAAGGCUUAACGUAUUAGCUGACAAGUCUCUCAUAUCUUUGGGAAGUGGAUUUGUGAGUAUGCAUGAUCUGUUAGUCCAGCUGGGUAGAGAUAUUGUCCGUAAACAGUCCACUGAGCCUGGACAACGCCAGUUUCUGGUCGAUAAAAGAGAGACUCGUGAAAUACUUGCUGAUGAUGCAGCCGGUAGUAGAUGUGUUAUUGGCCUAAAGGUUUAUGGAGAGGAAAUAAACGUGAGUGAGAGAGCCUUUGAAGGAAUGUCUAAUCUCCAGUUCUUAAGAUUCGGACUGAAACGUGAUGGUGGAGGAGAUGCAUUUCAUCUAUAUGGUGGACCAAGCUAUUUAUCUAGUAAACUUAGAUUACUAGAAUGGAGGUAUUUUCCGAUGACAUGUUUGCAUUGUAUUCCCAACCCAGAGCUCCUCGUGGAACUAAUCAUGCGUGACAGCAAACUUGAGAAGUUGUGGGAAGCAACUAAACCGCUUAGCAACCUCAAGUGGGUGGAUUUGACUGGUUCAGAAUACUUGAAGAAUGUUUCUAGUCUCUCAACUGCCACUAGUCUACAGGAAUUAGAUCUCAGAGGAUGUUCAAGUUUAGUGGAGCUUCCAUCUUCUAUUGGAAAUGCCAUUCAUCUCAAAAAGUUGGGUCUCAGUGGAUGUUCAAGUUUGGUAGACCUCCCUUACUCUGUUGGGAAUGCAACUAAUCUCCAGUUUCUGUCUAUUGAUGGUUGUUCAAGUUUAGUGGAGCUUCCAUCUUCUCUUGGAAAUGCCAUUCAUCUCAAAAAAUUGGAGCUCACUGAAUGUUCAAGUUUGGUAGAGCUUCCCUCUUCUAUUGGGAAUGCUAUAAGAAACCUAGAGAAAUUAAAUAUCUCAGGAUGUUCAAGUUUGGUGGAGCUCCCUUCCUCUAUUGGGAAUGCCAUUCAUCUCAAAAAGUUGAGUCUCAGUGGAUGUUCAAGUUUGGUAGAGCUCCCUUCCUCUAUUGGGAAUACAACUAAUCUCCAGUCUCUAUUUCUUAAAGGUUGUUCAAGUUUAGUGGAGCUUCCAUCUUCUAUUGGGAAUGCAACUAAUCUCCAGUUUCUGUUUCUUAAAGGUUGUUCAAGUUUAGCGGAGCUUCCAUCUUCUAUUGGGAAUGCAACUAAUCUCCGGUAUCUGUUUCUUAAAGGUUGUUCAAGUUUAGUGGAGCUUCCAUCUUCUAUUGGGAAUGCCAUUCAUCUCAAAGAGUUGAAUCUCGCUGGAUGUUCAAGUUUAGUGGGGCUUCCAUCUUCUAUUGGGAAUGCCAUUCAUCUUCAAAAGUUGGAUCUCGCUGGAUGUUCAAGUUUGGUAGAGCUCCCUUCCUCUAUCGGUAAUGCCAUAAAAAACCUCCAGGAAUUGGAUUUUAGUGAUUGCUCAAGUUUAGUGGGAGUUCCUUCCUCUAUUGGAAACGCCACUAAUCUCAAGUGUUUGAAAUUUAGUAGAUGCUCAAGUCUUGUAGAGCUUCCUGCCUCUAUUGGAGACCUCCAUAAACUAGAAUCUUUGAUUUUGAGAAAAUGUUGCAAGCUAGAGGUUCUUCCUGUCAACAUCAACUUGAAAUCUCUGAAGACACUUGAUCUCACUGAUUGCGCCUUGAUGAAAAGUUUUCCUGAGAUCUCGACAAACAUCGAAGAUAUGUAUCUAACUGGAACUGCGAUUAAACAAGUGCCUUCAUCGAUCAGGUUGUAGUCUCAUCUAUGUGACUUGCAUAUGUCAUACAACGAGAACCUCAAGGAGUUCCCUCAUGUUCUUGACACCUUGACAGGUUUGUUCAUGAGCAACACAAAAAUACAAGAGAUUCCUCCUUGGAUCAAUAGAAUAUCUCGUCUUCAUCGACUUGUAUUCAACGGAUGCAAAGAUCUUUUGUCACUCCCACAGCUUCCAAGUUCAUUAUCAGAGCUAGACGCGGAAGAUUGCGAGUCUCUGGAGAGACUAGAUUGCUCCUUUCUAAAUCAAAAUGUUGAUCUCAACUUGGCCAAAUGCUUCAAAUUGAAUAAAAGAAGCGAGCGACGUCAUCAUCCAGACAUCGACUAAUAGAGUAAUGAUCUUACCCGGUAAAGAAAUGCCUAACUACUUCAAUUAUCAAGCUAAUGGAGGUUACCUAGUAAUAAAGUUGAACGAGAGGCCUUUCCCUUCAUCAAUGAGAUGGAAGGCUUGCAUAUUGCUGGUUAGUAAAGAUGAGGUUGAAGCUGCUGAAGUUAAAAGGGUGUAUGUAUAUCAUGGGAUCAAACAGAAUAGCCUCGAUGUCCUGUGCUUUCCAAGUGAACACGUUUUGUUUCCUCCUUUAACGGAACAUCUCUACAUCUUCGAAUUCAACGCACACGUGACUUCAGACGAACUUUGCUUUGAGUUUGGGAUCUACAGUGACGGAUGGAUGAUAUUAGAAUGUGAAGUGCAUUACCUUAAUACCAGUUGAUGGGUUGAUUACAUGUAAUGUUGUAUUUUUGUGUAUGAUUAUCAAUCAUCCUGUUGUGAUGGGU